GUUAACAGCGCACUAACAUAGUUAUAAGCAUGUUCUGAAUAUGGGUCUAUAUUUUCUUUAGUAUCUUGUUGGUGCCUAAAGGCUCAAUAUUGGUAAAUUGUGGUUUGAGUCUUCACUAAAAUCUGAUUUUUCUACUGACUCCAGACUGGAACCACAAUUUUGGCAUUCUAUUAGACAAGGAUAGACAUGUGUAUAUAGUUACAGUGAUUAUUAAAUGGUAAAAGAUUAUCAAUAAAUAUCAGGAAAUUGCUAUUGUGAGUAGAAAUUAUAAAGAAGCUAUAGGUUCCAUGGCAUUUCCACUAAAUGAUCAGGUCUACACGAAAUCCUUCACUCCCAGGGAGUACCAAGUAGAACUUCUUUAUGCGGCCAAAGAAAAGAACAUAAUUAUCUGUUUGGGAAAGAAUUUUGAGCAAACCUUCAUUGUUAUAAAACUGAUUCAAGAGUUUGCUACUAAUAAUAGAAGGUUAAUAAGUAAAGGUGGGAAACGGGCAAUAUAUAUAUUAAACAAUGAAGAUAAAUGUGUAAUAAAAGCAACUUAUAUAAAGCAAUUAACAGAUCUGAAAGUAUUAGUAUGUGAUUCUGUACCUGAGGACUUUGCUGAAAGUUUUGAAAGUUCUCAUGUAUUGGUUGGAACUCCAAAAGUCUACACACAGUUGAUAUCAGAAAAAAAACUUUUACCAUGUCAUAUAAAUCUAGUCAUAGUGGAUGAGUGCCAUAAGUCUAAUGAAGACAGCAAUCUAAAGUUUAUUCUUCAAACUUUUUUAUUAUGCAACAAUGUUCCUAGAAUCAUUGGAUUAGCAGUACCUUUGUUUAAUUUAACGGAGGCACCUGGAAGAUUGGGCCUAGAAAUAGAGAAAGUAGAGGCUACUUUCCAGUGUGGUGUAGAAACCACAAAUGAUAUCCUUUCAAUAAUACGUUAUAGUCCAAAACCAAGAGAAUAUGUGGUGGAAUACUCUAAAGGAGAGAAGGGGGAUUUAUACAAUACGCUUGAAAAUUUGGUGCUAGAUGCCACUGAAUUUUUACGUGAUCAUCGCUAUGAUCCUACUGAGAUUUACAAUGAUGAAUUUUUUGAGGAUAUUCAAAAAAUUCCUGAUCCAAGAGAGAAGCCUUUGGAGAUGAUGCAGGACUUUUUGUAUAUACUGGAAACUCUUGGACCAUGGUGUGCGGAUCGUGCUGCCUUGGCAUUGUUAAUUUUAACAGAAAAAUUAAAAAUCAAAACUCCUUAUGAAAGACAUUAUCUCCUAUUAAAUAUGGUGGCAUCUGUUUUCAUAAAGAUUCGUGCUGUUUGUGAUAAUACUUUUCAAUGUAUAUCUGAGAAAGAAAAGAUAUAUCAGUAUAGUACUCCAAAAGUUCAUAGAUUGUUACAAAUCUUAAAAACUUAUACUCCUUUUUAUACUAAAGAGAAUAAUACCCCAGAGAAGAAAAUAAAUGCUGAUGUUAAUUCAAAAAAUUGUCUCGUGAGAAAUGACAAGGAUGUUAUUAAUUCGAGAACUCAGGAUAAAUCAGUGCAGCCAAAAAAAUUUGGGGGUAAUUGGAAAUUAAAUGAUGAUAAUUAUAAAAAAAACUCCAAAUCACGUUACCUGUAUGGUAGUACAGACCCAGAUUUACUUUGUGGAAUAAUUUUUGUGGAUAAAGGGUUCACAGCUAAAAUUUUAUUUUAUUUGUUAAAUGAAAUAUAUAAACAUGAUGAAGAUUUGCAAUUUUUAUCACCUCUUUAUACAAUUGAAAGGACUACUGAUGACGUUGGUUAUUCAAGAGAUUUAGAAAUGGAACAUAGGAAACAAGAAGAAGUUUUAAAGCGAUUCAGAAUUCAUGAAUGUAAUUUAUUGAUUGCAACCUCGAUCUUGGAGGAAGGAAUCGACAUCCCGAAGUGUAAUUUUGUUAUGAGAUACGACUUCCCUAAAAAUUAUCAGUCGUAUGUACAAUGUAAGAGCAGAGCAAGAGCUAUAGAUGCCUUGCAUGUAUUAUUAGUACCUCAGAAAAUAUCUAAAGAAUUGAUAUGGCAAUUAGCACAAUAUCAAUAUAUAGAAAAGACUUUAUUACUCAAGUGUUCUAAUAAAGAGCUAACUGAGAAAGAGGAGACUGGAGCGGACAUGUACGCUGCGAUGAUACCACAUUACAAACCGCUCGAUGGCGACGAUGCUCCUAAAGUCACUUUUAACUCUGCUAUCUCGUUAGUGAACAGGUACUGUGCGAAGCUACCUAGCGACACAUUCACGAGAUUAACACCAGAAUGGUCUAUUGAAACAGUUAAUAUCAACGAAGUUACGAUGUAUACUUGUUCUCUGCGACUUCCUAUAAACUCACCAAUGAAAUAUGUAGUUACGUCGUACCCAAUGCCAAACAGAGCGAUGGCCAGACGUAUGGCUGCCUUGCAAUUAUGCAUCGACCUACAUCGAGGAAAUGAGAUAGACGAUAACUUGUUACCUAUUGGAAAGGAGAACUUCAAAGCAAAGCCUGAAGAUGCUGAAGUGCCUGCUCUACCGGACGAGAGCAGGGCUGACUUUUCGGAAGCUAGACCUGGUACAACAAAACGUAGACAAUAUUAUUACAAAAAGACAGCUGAAGCAUUGACAGAUUGUAGGCCAAUAGUCGGAGUACCGUCUUAUCUAUAUCAUAUUAAUAUGGUAUUAAGUUGUCCUCUACCAGAGGAACAAAAUACACGCGGCAGACGUAUUUAUCCUCCUGAAGAAUCAGCCAUUGGAUUUGGCAUACUUACGUUGAAAGAGAUACCAAAGCUGUGUCCAUUUCCUAUUUAUACUAGAUCCGGAGAAGUUCACGUGCAAUUGAAACUUAGCAAGCAGACUGUGAUUCUGGACGACGUUCAGAUUGAAAGAGUCGCCACUUUCCUUAACUAUACCUUCACGAAUGUCUUGAGACUGCAGAAAUAUUUAAUGCUCUUUGAUCCGAAUGCUUCGGAAAACUCGUAUAUAAUUGUACCGGUUAAAAUAGUUACAACAAAUGAAGGAUCAGAUAUUAGUGUAGAUUGGGAUUUUCUGGAAUGUAUUUACCAGAAUCGAAAUGCGGUACCGACUAAGGUACCGGAAGAAGUUAGGAAAAAUUUUAAGUUCGAUCCAUCGAAAUAUUACGAUGCUGUGAUCAUGCCAUGGUACAGAAGCCAGGACCAACCACAGUAUUUUUAUGUAGCGGAAAUAUGUACAAAUUUGAAUCCAAAGUCUUCUUUUCCCGGAGACGAUUAUAGCACUUUCGAGGAAUAUUACUUGAAGAAAUACGAUAUACAAAUACAAAAUCUCGAACAAUCGUUAUUGGACGUGGAUCAUACAUCAGCUAGGUUAAACUUUUUAACUCCUAGAUAUGUUAAUCGUAAAGGUGUCGCAUUGCCUACGAGUAGCGAAGAGACGAAGCGCGCGAAAAGAGAAAAUUUAGAGCAGAAACAGAUUCUCGUUGCUGAGUUAUGUGCCAUUCAUCCCUUCCCAGCUUCUCUAUGGAGACAAGCUGUCUGCUUACCCUGUAUAUUAUAUAGAAUUAAUGCUUUGUUGCUUGCCAACCAGAUACGGUGCCAAGUUGCACAAAUGAUAAACUUAGGGCAACAAAAUUUAAGUUCAGAUUUCGAAUGGUCAGCAUUAGAUUUCGGAUGGAGUUUGGCAGAAGUGUUGAAAAAGUCAAAGGAAGCGGAGAAAGCGAAGCAGGCAAAAAAUGAAAGCACACUAAACAAUUGCAACAUGGUCUCUGAUAUGUGCCAAAAUUCGUCAAAUCAAGAUCAUGUGUCGUGUUAUGAGACCGGGAAGCAAUUGGAAUUAUUUGAUAAUACGAGAAUUGAGGAGGAAGAGAAUGCUGACGAGAAGAAUGACGAACUAGAGAUCGGUACAUGGUCAAACGAUAUGGCGAUGAACUCGAUGGAUUUUGAUACGGACAAUCUUAAGCCAUUUCCCCUGAAUUUGACUGUCUUGCCGCAGAACUUUGAGUGGAAUGACAUUCGAUACGGCUCACCGGCGUAUGAAUCUGAUUUCGACGGUUACGAGUCUGACGACACGUACAGCGAUGGAUAUGCAGACAUGUCCGACGAGAGCGAAGAUGAGAGUAGAGGUCUGAAGAUCUCUUACAUGGGCGAGAAUGUCGCCGAAGCUGUGGAGGACGAGAGAGAGAUAUGCAAGCAGGAAAUCAACAAGAAAAUCUUGGAUCUCCUGGAGACUGAGAAGAAUUCUGACAAUAAUCUCUGGGUAUAUGCGGAGAAAGAUGAGAAGUUGUUGCUGGCGAAACACGAGCAGGCGCACUACGAAUUCGCCAAGCAAAAGGAGCACGAUAUAAUAAACGACGGUACCUUUAUAUCUUGUGAUUCUGAAAUUGUGAUCAAGAGGAAGGACUCGCUGAGUUGCCCGAUCUCUGAGGAACGACCAGAUUACAAGCAUAAGGAUUAUAUCGGGACAGUUGUAGAGAGAUUCACUGACGAAGUAUUGAAUAAAAAUUCUUUCGAGUCCACUGAAAUAGUGAAGAAAAGGAUCCAUAAGCUGGAUGAGACGAAUUACUUACAUAGCGAUCUUUUUAGUUUCGAUUACCAGCCAGAAUUGAGAGGCCAUCCAGGGCCGAGUCCUAGUUUAAUUCUGCAAGCUUUAACGAUGUCUAACGCGAAUGACGGCAUUAAUUUAGAACGCUUGGAGACGAUCGGUGAUUCUUUUCUCAAAUACGCUAUAACUACAUAUUUGUAUUGUACGUAUGACAAUAUCCAUGAGGGAAAACUUAGUCAUUUAAGAUCAAAACAGGUUAGCAAUUUAAAUCUAUACAGACUCGGGAGGCAAAAGAUGCUUGGUGAGAGUAUGAUAGCAACUAAAUUUGAGCCACACGACAAUUGGCUGCCUCCUUGUUACUACGUUCCCAAAGAGCUUGAGCAAGCACUCAUCGAGUCGGGCGUCCCGUUCGCCCUGUGGAAUCAAGCCGACAUUCCGACUUUGCAAGCUGUGAAUCCCACCGAGAUUAAUCAACUCGUUAAAGAGACUGAAGAGAAACUUGUGAUCAUGAAAAGCGAAUUAGAUAAGAAUGAGAGUAAACUGUCGUGCAAUUUAGACAAUAUGCGGUGUUUCAUACCGUACAAUCUGAUCACGCAGCACAGUAUCCCGGAUAAGAGUAUCGCGGACUGCGUGGAAGCUUUAAUAGGAGCAUAUUUAAUUGCAUGCGGACCACGUGGAGCGCUUCUUUUCAUGGCCUGGUUAGGAAUUCACGUUCUGCCUACCGAGGAAGUUCAAAUAGUAAGCGAAGACGAACCAGAAGAGAGGAUACCCGGUAGCAUACCGUACGUGAAGGAAACCAGCGAACACGGCGAAAUCGUGUGGACGCAAAUUCGUUACGGAAAGUUGGAAGAGCCGCAAAAUCCAUUGCUUCGAUACAUUCCUGAUCCAGAAGGCGAGUUGUGUAUGAUGCUCGAUGGAUAUGAGGAAUUAGAAAAAAGUAUAGGAUACAAAUUUCGUGAUAGUAGUUAUCUCCUGCAGGCUUUUACGCACGCCUCCUAUCAACCGAACAGACUAACGGAUUGUUAUCAGCGUUUGGAAUUUCUCGGCGAUGCUGUGCUAGAUUAUUUGAUAACUAGACAUUUGUAUGAAGAUUCUCGACAACAUUCGCCAGGUGCUUUAACAGAUCUAAGGUCUGCUUUAGUUAAUAAUACAAUAUUCGCUUCUCUGGCCGUGAGAUGUGGCUUUCAUAAGUAUUUCCGUCAUCUAUCUCCUGGAUUGAGCGUGGUGAUAAAUCGCUUUGUCAGAAUACAAGAGGAGAAUGGACAUUCCAUUAGCGAAGAAUAUUACCUGAUCGGCAAGGAAGAAUGCGAGGAAGCCGAGGAUGUAGAAGUACCGAAGGCCUUGGGUGACGUAUUCGAGUCGUUAGCCGGUGCUAUCUACUUGGAUAGCGGAAUGUCUCUCGAUGCGGUGUGGAGUGUUUAUUACACGAUAAUGAAGUCAGAAAUUGAACAAUUUAGCACGAAUGUUCCCAAGUCACCAAUCCGUGAACUAUUGGAAUUGGAGCCUGAAACGGCAAAGUUUGGAAAGCCUGAGAAAUUAGCCGACGGCCGCAGAGUCCGAGUGACGGUGGAUGUAUUUGGCAAAGGCUCGUUUAAAGGAAUCGGACGGAACUAUAGGAUCGCGAAGUGUACAGCAGCCAAGUGCGCCUUGAAGAAAUUGAAAAGGAUACAGAUCUAUCCGAGAGAGAAACUGUGACGUUUAAUGUAGCUUUAACAAAAUGAAAGGAACACGGGAUAUACGAAACUUUUAUUCUUCAAAAAACUGUUGGCGUAUAUAUAUAUAUAUUUCGAGAUUAUUGUGUUCAUCAGCGUACUUAUAAAUUUACAAUGUUAAAAAGUAGCCUCUUUAUUUGAGUAUACAACAUUGUAUCAGUACAAAAUUAUGAUUUAGAUAGACGUGAGUCUUAACAAAAAGAGUUGCUCUUUAUCUGAGCUUGAGUUUAAUUGCGCUGACAGUUGACGAAAUAUACUGAAUGCAAUAUGAUGCAUGCAUGAGUGAAUGGAUAUGAUAAUUGAGACGCGCGCGCGAAUAUCUUAAAACAUUUUUAUUACAGAAUACACAAUGGACUUGUGUAUACAUAUUUUCGGCAAUCGAUUGACUGUCAGUAUUAGAUUGUAACUUAUUUUUUUAACUUAUUCUUUUUCAAAGGCUCGCGUUUACAACAUUAAUAUGCUGCAAUAUAA
Molecule: messenger RNA, 6649 nt
Organism: Harpegnathos saltator (Jerdon's jumping ant)
Lineage: Eukaryota; Metazoa; Arthropoda; Insecta; Hymenoptera; Formicidae
Gene: Dcr-1
Product: Endoribonuclease Dcr-1
Exons: 24
Coding region: 288-6161 (1957 amino acids)
Biological process (GO): pre-miRNA processing; rRNA processing; siRNA processing
Cellular component (GO): RISC-loading complex; nucleus; cytoplasm
Molecular function (GO): ribonuclease III activity; deoxyribonuclease I activity; protein binding
Source: RefSeq, a predicted model, not a curated record